Molecule: messenger RNA, 903 nt
Organism: Trichomonas vaginalis G3
Lineage: Eukaryota; Parabasalia; Trichomonadida; Trichomonadidae
Product: protein of unknown function, DUF4106 family
Exons: 1
Source: RefSeq, a predicted model, not a curated record
AUGACGAAAAUAACAGAUGCAGCAACGAGACAGGCAGUUCAAAGUGCCUAUGACGCCGUUAGAGCAACUGUUGUGAAAAGUCAAGAAAAAGAGUUACAACAGACCAAAACAGACCUAGUAAAUGCUUUCUUAAAAACGAAAAGUCAGGUAGGACAUUACGCUGCAGAUGGAACAUAUGUGCCAGCUGGUGGAACUUAUAUACCACCAAACCCUCCAAGAGAAGCACCUGCACCAGGACUACCUAGAACAUUUACAUCGUCACAUGGACACAGACACAGGCAUGCACAACAACCACCUCCACAACCAGCACAACAACCAACACAACAACCAGCACAGCAACCAACAGUUCAAAACCCUGCACAACAACAACCACAAACAGAGCAAGGACAUAAAAGAAGUAGAGAACAAGGAAACCAAGAAUUCUUAAAAAUGCUUAAAGAAGAGUGUGGUUUCCCAGAUACUGUUGACUUUAGUGACAGAUAUAAAGAAGCUAUUGGAAAGUUCAAGGAUGGAAAUACUGACCCGAACCUAUUUAGCUUUAUGGCUCAGCACCAAAACGGAUAUAAUCUCAAACCUGGAAAAUACAAGCUCGCUAAGGGAUAUGAUUUAAUAGCAUAUCAUCCAAAUGACAUGGAUGAAUUUACUCCGAGAUAUUUGAUGUCAGAGCUAAAUGACAAUUCAACUUUCGUCAUGAAACGCGUAAAAAAUAGAGACGGAACGAAAGAACAAAAGCUUAUGAAUGCGGAUGACGUAGAUAGGGAAAUUGUUGAAAACGGUCUCGGAAUAUAUGAAAUGCCAGCAGAUGAGGUACAAGAAACUCCACAGGAAGAAGUUCAGAUACAACCAGACAUGGAAGAAAUAGUUCAGCAACAACAGCUAGAAGAGCCUGAAGGAAACGAACAA